AGCCGCCUUGCUCAAAAUUUUGAAAUACCAGCGUUGGGUCGUCCGUGCCAGCUAGGAGCCUUUCCCCCGCCCGCCAUGCCCGUUUGCAGCGGAUGCUUCCACUUCCUGAGGCCCAAGAACUUCGCUCCAGACUCAGCGCCGCUGCGGUUCAACAAACCGGUGUCCAACUUCGAGGAGGCCCUCCGCCUCGAGCGCGCCAACUCUGGCAGCUUCGUGCCCUCCCCGGGCCGCGACCGCGUGGCUUCCUUCAGCUGGGCCUCGCCGGCGCCGCGGCCCACUGCAGGUCAGGACAUGGCGAGGGAGAAGUCCGUGGACUUCGACCUGUGCGUGGAGGAGCUGGACGCGCCGCCGCCGCUCACCGUGGACACCGACCAGAGCCAGAGGAGCGGGCCGCAGCGCGCGCGGGCGCGGUCGAACUUCGAGGUGGAGCAGCUCGUCAUGUCCCCUGGCAACCUGCCGAGGCCAAUGACGGCGCAGCAGAGGGAGGACGACGCGCUGCGGACGCUCCAGCCGACCUCCACCUACCAGAUGCUGGCGAAGGUCCCGCCGGAGCUGCUCGAGCGAGGCGAUGAGGAGGGCCAGAAGCUGCGAAGGCAGUUGGCGCGCGGGUCCACAAUGGUCUUCAUAUGCGCCGGGCUCCAGGGCAAGAGGUUCACUUUCGAACGCGCCGCGGCUUUGGGUAUCAAGUGCGUGGUGAUCGAGCAUCCAGGCUCGUGGGCAGAGAGCCUCGUGACCGAGGGCAUCGUCGCGAAGUUUUUGCCCGUGGACAUGAGCCAGAGCUCGGAGGAGAUUUUCUUUCAGGCACAGAAGCACAUCAAGUCCCUGGGCAGCGACGGGAAGACGGGCACGGCCGACGGCAUCUGCACGUUCGUGGAGCUCUCCGUGCCCAUGGUCGCCAGGCUCUGCGAGUCCCUCGGGCUCCCCGGCCACCUGCCCGCCUCUGUGGACUGCGCCAGGACCCUGAACAAGCACGCGACGCGGGCCGCGCUGAAGGAGGCUGGUCUUCCGACGCCGAAGAACCACCUGAUCGUCACGGAGGCCGACGUGGCCGUCGGCGCAGCGAAGGUCGGCUUCCCUGCGGUCUUGAAGCCCGUCAGCGGGGCGGCGUCCUUGGGAGUCAAGAAGGUGGAGUCUCUUGCAGAUAUGAGGAAGACUUGGCACGAGAUUGUGACCGAGCUGAAGACACUGGUGGUGAGCAGCGGUGCGCUCAUCAAGGGCGGCCCUGACAGCGGUGGUGUCCAGGCGGACAACGUCGACCUGACCGUGUUGAUGGAGCAGUACCUCGACGGUCCCGAGGUGGACGUUGACGUGGUCAUGUCCAACGGUGAGCACGUGUACGCCGGCGUGUCUGACAAUGGUCCCACUUUGGAGCCCUACUUCAACGAGACGUGGGCGGUGGCGCCCUCCAUGCUCCCAAAAGAGCAGCAGGUCGCCCUAAGGGACCUCUCCGUGAACAUCGUGAAGGCAAUGGGCUUCACUUCCGGAGUCUUCCACGUGGAGUGCAAGUACACGAGCUCUGGCCCGCAGCUCAUCGAGGUGAACGCCCGCAUGGGAGGCGGCCAGGUCCACGAGUGCAACUGGAGGACCUGGGGAGUGGAGCUCGUGGAGGAGACCCUCUUCGCGGCCCUGGGCAUCCCCGCGCGCCCGCCGGUCCCGAAGGCGCCCCUGACUGCCGUGGCCUACUGCUACGUCAACGCGGAGCGGUCCGGCACCGCAGGCGACCUGAAGGCCCUGGGGGAGCUCGUGAAGCGGGACAGGGUCGUGUGGGCGAAGCCCCUCGUGAAGCCUGGCGACAAGGUCGUUGGCCCAGCCGACGGGCUCCCCUCGUGGCUCGCCGACCUCUUCGUUGAGGGCAGGUCGCCCAAGGAGGCCCUGGACUUCUUGCUCGCGUUGCAGGCCGAGCAGCCGGUCAAGGUCCUCUAGAGGCCUUUUCGGAGCCUUGUGGGCGCCGCUCGGCCGAGCAGGCGCCCACCCGACGCUCGGGAGGGCCACGGGCCCCCCCGCCACAUUCGGGCGCGUGGAGCCCGCGGGCGUGCAGUUGGUGCAGGUCUUCCAGAAUCCAGUGCCUCGAGGAACGAAAAACAGCACAAGCAUAAAUGUUCGGAGCUCCGCACGGGUGUCUUGGGUGGCCAGCGCGGAUCUAAGAAAUCCACCCGGAGCUCCGAACGGUUAUGCUUACGCAGUUGUUUUUUAUUCUUCUCCAGAGCCUGGGGCGAAGCUUUGGGCGCCCACGUGCUCGUGAGUCCCGAGGUGGGGCUAAUACAUAACCACCGCCUGGGUGUUCGAUCUGCGGGGACCUCGCAGGCGGCCUGGGGCCCAAAUACAUUCACCUCCAUCGCCUGAAUUGUGGUCCCAGGAAGUUGCCUCCUCAGGCCGUGGCUGUGGACAAAUGGCCUCCUGGCAUCAGCCGGGGCGGAGCCCCGAUCUGUAGCGUAUACCCGCCCGCCAGUAGGACAGGGUUCGGCGAAAAUGUGCGGUCCCACUCUGUCCACUCUUCCCGCUCCUCGUGUGCGGCGUGUGCCCCGUCGGCCCCUUGCUCCUCGUAGGGGUCCGUGGGAGGCUGGAGGCCCGGGAGGGGCCGCGGGAGGGGCCGCUGCAGGUUCUUCAUG
Molecule: messenger RNA, 2609 nt
Organism: Prorocentrum cordatum
Lineage: Eukaryota; Dinophyceae; Prorocentrales; Prorocentraceae
Source: the annotation of a GenBank genome assembly